Eutrema salsugineum is the source of this 1120-nucleotide messenger RNA. RefSeq names its product Golgi SNAP receptor complex member 1-1. Gene Ontology annotation, cellular component: cis-Golgi network; Golgi membrane; Golgi medial cisterna. NCBI's taxonomy places the organism in Eukaryota, Viridiplantae, Streptophyta, Magnoliopsida, Brassicales, Brassicaceae. The transcript has 5 exons. The record is from RefSeq and is a predicted model, not a curated record. Gene Ontology annotation, biological process: vesicle fusion; endoplasmic reticulum to Golgi vesicle-mediated transport. Gene Ontology annotation, molecular function: SNAP receptor activity. Bases 304 to 978 code for a protein of 224 amino acids.
UUCUUGAAUUAAUUAUUGAUUACGCAAAAUGGAACCUAUUUGCUGCCAUUGAAGGGGCACGCAGAAAUUCCGUCUGCGUCUCCGAACGAAAUCUCUUCUUCUUCUCUCGAUCAGAUCCGUUUUGCUUCUUUUGAUAUUGGAUCACAUCUUUUGGGGAGUCGUAGGUUUGGUUACGAGGAGGAGGAGGAGGAGGAAUAAUCUUUGAUCUGGUGAAAGUUUCGCAUCUGAUUUAUAUACGGGGAAAAAACGUCUCUUUGUCGGAAUAGCAAGAAAGGAGUGAUUUUUACUGAUUCGGUGGACACCAUGGAUGUUCCUAGCUCUUGGGAUGCUUUACGGAAACAGGCUAGAAAGAUUGAAGCUCAGCUUGACGAGCAGAUGCAUUCAUAUCGUAGACUUGUUUCGACAAAGGCUUUAACAAAGUCAGACGGUACAGAGAGCGAUCUUGAAGCGGGGAUUGACUUACUGCUAAGGCAACUGCAACAAGUAAAUGCGCAGAUGCAAGCGUGGGUAUCUUCAGGUGGAUCAGAAAUGGUCUCACAUACUUUAACUCGGCAUCAGGAGAUCCUUCAAGAUCUGACACAUGAGUUUUAUCGACACCGCUCCAGUCUUAGAGCAAAGCAAGAGCAUGCUUCACUUCUUGAGGAUUUUAGGGAAUUUGACCGGACUAGGUUAGACUUAGAGGAUGGGGAUGGGUCUACAGAACAAGCCCUGCUCAAGGAACAUGUGGGAAUCAACCGCAAUACAGCGCAGAUGGAUGGUGUCAUUUCACAAGCUCAGGCAACACUUGGGACACUUAUGUUUCAACGUUCAAAUUUUGGAGGCAUCAACUCAAAGCUUAGCAAUGUCACCAGCCGUCUACCCACGGUGAACACUAUUCUGUCAGCAAUAAAGAGGAAAAAGUCUAUGGAUACGAUCAUUCUCUCACUGGUUGCGGCUGUAUGCACAUUUCUCAUAUUUAUCUACUGGUUAACCAAGUAAAAUUUGCCCAUUUCUUUCAAUUGAUCUCUCUGUUGGGCCACGUCUGGUUUGGUUUACCCAUGAUGUCAAUUUGUUCUGUGAUCAUCGGUGUUCUAGUAAAGAAUCUAAAGAUCGAAAAAAAACAUAAAAUAUUUUGUGUACA